AUAGCGCCUUGUGUGUAAAAAUAAACUAAUUUGACGUCUUUUAACAACUUGGCGACACUUCAGUAACAGCAAGGACAACCCAAAUGUUCGUAUUUUCGUUUUUCAGACAAUUGCAACAUCGCAGAGACUCAAACAUGGAGAGCAUGGAUAUCUCGUACAGCGAUGAUAAGACUGGCGAAGAAACUGAUAUGAUCUGUGAUGAAGAACAGCAUGAAUGCUCUGAUCAUGAAAACAUUGUAGUGCAACAAUUAACCCACAACGGUGUGAUGAUCGAGCUCGACUCUCAUAACGCUCCAUGUGAUGAAUCAUCACGAAACAUUAAUGCACAAAGCGUAAACACUCUGCUAAAUAGCAGUUUCCCUACAGAACAUAGCGAAAGCGUUCCGGAAUCUGUACGAUUUCCGCUCCAAGACGCUAAAGAUUGCAAUCAAUUCCAGAUUAUCCCCAGGAAUAUCAAUUCCAUUGAACGUAUGAAGGAAAACUUAAUGACCACCGUAGAUAGCCUUGAAAUCUGUGGAUCAGAUAAGGAAAAUAUGUUUACGGACACAUGUGAAGCACGGCUUAAUGAAUUUCCCAUCGAUGCAAAACGUGAAGGUUGUGUUUUUCCACUUGAAGAUGCAUUGGAUUUUGCAGCUAUCCAAUCGUUUACUUCGAACUCUUCAAUUCAUGGAGAAAAUUUUACACCAGCCAAUGAAUAUAAUUUUUCGGCGGCGGAUUUCGAUUGUUUACUGUCUCGAGGGUGUUCGCAGACUUCUUCAAGUACGGUAAAAUCAGCUUUAGGUUCUGCAUCGUCCUCUUCAAACCUUCCCAGAAACUCUGUGCUGGACAAUUUUGACCCCCUUUUGCGACGGCAAACUAUCGUUAAGGCAGAACACAGAUCAGGCAGUGAAAACGUCGAAGGUGGCCCAUCUGCUGCAUGUCUGGCUUUGGUUAACAACAUUUCACCGCUGCAAGAAAGUAACAGGAGUGCUAAGCAAAUACCAGCGUGCCGUAAAAUCGACGCUGACCGUUUCGAUGGACAACAAGUAGACAGUGCACUACUCCUGCUGAAUACGUCCGGUGGUUCAUCGUUGAUACCACUGCUAGAGCAUCAGACUGGUAACGAUUCCAAGGACAAACAAGAUCUGAAAGAGAUAUCGAGCUGCCUUGACGAUACUGCUGUAGAUCCAAACUGUUCAGCAAAUCCGGAAACAAGUCAUAGUUCUCUCGAGAAAACUACAAUAACUACAGAAGAUAACGGAACCAGUGACUCGUCAAAGUGCUCGGAAAACCUAUUGUUUUCAACCAGUGCUGAUGGACAACAAGUUAUAGAGUAUGAGAGAGUGGAAAGUAACGAACCAUUAGUGGCAAUUUUGGAUUCUGUUCAGAGUGCAGAGCAUGUCCCACUCAACAGUACGGAUUCACAAAAGUUAUCCGAAUUGAACCUCUCGGACUCUGCAAAUACAAAAGGUGAUAGUUUAUCAGCCGUACAAUUUCAGGAACUGAAUAUUGAAGGUGCACUACCAGCAGAGAAAGCAGCAGUGGAACUUAUUGCAGAAUCGACAGGAAAACUAAACAGCACUGUCAUUUACACCGGCACUCCUAAUGCUCAUGAUGAUUUAACGUUUUUCAAGGGAAAUAUGAUUGCUGAACCGAUUACUGAAAAACAAAACAGCGCCGUUAAAAAUAUGAGUGACGAUCGAUCGGUAUCGGGCGAGGAAGGUUAUGCUGAGGUUGGAAAGAAAUGUAAAACUGAAGAAGUAAAUUUCGCCGAUAUAGAGAAAAAGAUGCUUGAUAUUGAACUCAGAGAAGAAAACAUGUUAAAGCGGAUCACGGAGAAAGAUAAAACAAUUUCCAAAAUGAGCAACGUGGUUGAAGCGUACGAGCGAACCAUAGCCGAGCUAAUCUCGGAGAAGGAAAUUUUAAUCCGUAACCAUGAGGAGGAAUGCGAAAAUCUAAAGCAAGACAAUGAAAUUAACGCACAGCAUUUGGAAUCGUUAGAGCAAACCUUCUCAAACUUGUAUACAAAAUAUGAGCGCAUGAAAAAGAACGCCAUCAAAUACAAAGAAAAUGAGGAUAAGUUAUUAGAAAAGGUGAUGAAGCUUGAAGAAUGUCUCAGAGCGCAAGAACAGCGGUAUGAAAAAAUGAAAAGUCACGCUAUGAGUCAACUGGAAAUUGCAAACACCAAAAUAGACGAAGCUAUCCGCAACCAUUCCCAGGAAGUAGCAAAAUUAAAGGCUCAGAUAAAGAAAGAAGAAGUGUACCGAAUUUCAAUCAACGAGCAGUUGAUUCAAAAAUCAAAAGAGAAUGAACAAUUGGUUAAGAUUUGCGACGAGCUAAUCAGUGAAACUAAUUGAAAGGUAC
Molecule: messenger RNA, 2343 nt
Organism: Anopheles maculipalpis
Lineage: Eukaryota; Metazoa; Arthropoda; Insecta; Diptera; Culicidae
Gene: tacc
Product: dentin sialophosphoprotein
Exons: 9
Coding region: 84-2336 (750 amino acids)
Biological process (GO): cerebral cortex development; cell population proliferation; mitotic spindle organization
Cellular component (GO): cytoplasm
Source: RefSeq, a predicted model, not a curated record